Messenger RNA from Strongylocentrotus purpuratus (purple sea urchin), 1939 nucleotides. RefSeq lists its product as uncharacterized. The record is from RefSeq and is a predicted model, not a curated record. Lineage: Eukaryota; Metazoa; Echinodermata; Echinoidea; Camarodonta; Strongylocentrotidae. Gene Ontology annotation, molecular function: ubiquitin-protein transferase activity; zinc ion binding. The transcript is spliced from 4 exons. Gene Ontology annotation, biological process: protein ubiquitination. Bases 20 to 1939 code for a protein of 639 amino acids.
AAUUAGCAACGCCUAAAAAAUGUCAGCUUCAUCUUUGGUUGGACCCGCGACGGACAACGCUAGCGUGGUCGACCAAGGACUCGAUGUCGACAAUACAAGAGCCGAUGUUAUGAAACCUGUCACAUCAAUAAGGUUGAACGACAUCGACUUGGAUUCCGACCUCGUGCUAAGCAGCGAUAGCGAUGGUCUUAAUGGGUCCGAACUGAACGUCGCAACGACCACGGAAGAUGAAGAACUUCGUCACAUCCAUCCCGAGAUCAUAGAGCUCAGUGUGUUAAGGUCUAGUAGGAGUCAUACUGAUAGGAUUCACACAGGUAGCCGGACCGAUCAUCAUCGUCAUCAUCAUCAUCAUCAUCACCAACAUCAACAACAUCCACCAAACCUUCAGGAGAAUCAUGACAGAAUCGCGAAGGAAGGAUCUUCUGCUGCAAUUUCUGUCGAAUCGGAAAUCGAUCUCGAGAACGAGGUGACCAAUCAACAAUCAUCUGAUCUCCCAAGUGAACGAAUGUUUCGCCCAAGUGAUCUCUUCAUGCGCUCGCAUACGGCGGCUUCAACAACCAUCGAAACCACGGCUGACACCGAGGAUGAUGUGCGCAUGUCUUCGAACAAACGAACCGUCAAGACAAAAAAGAAGAAAGUCCGACGGUCGUCUGCGAGUGAAACAGACACCGUGGACACCACGCAGCACAUAGCAGCCAAUCAGCGUGCACAUACUGGGCGACGCGCUACAAGACGCGCACUGGAUGCGCGUUACAGAUCUAUCGACGGGGCGGAGUCGCACAUCAUCUUUGCACCAUUUCCCUUCGCUAUCAUCUCGGAUAACAAUCGGAUCGGGAAGGACAACGAACAGUUGCGAAGAGCGAUUGCAUUGAACAAUGUGAUUGUGAGUGAUGAAUGUGAUGAAGACGAAGGGGGUGUUGAUGACGAUAACUGGAAUGAGAAGGAAAUCGACGAGGAUGAUGACCAGGGAGAUGAUGAAUCAGUAGCAUCAACAUGUACAUCGAUACCAGCUACUCAGCAGAUCUCUUCAAACAUCCACCCUUUAUCCAUCUCAUCAACUUCAUCCUCGUCCGUCAGCAUCGUAACCUGCCGCAUUUGCUUCCAGCCAGAGGAAGGGGACUCGAUACUUUACCGUCUGGUUAGUCCCUGUCUUUGUGAAGGAACCAUCAAGUACCUUCAUCAGUUCUGUUUGAAUCGUUGGAUAGCCGAGAGCGGAACUCCCAGCUGUGAGCUGUGUGGGUAUCAAUUCCAUCUUCGUACUUCGUCAAUGAGAAACGUAUUACACUGGCGUUUGAUCGAGUUAUCACAGUGGGAACGCGUUCAUCUAUCCCUUGGUUUCUUUUCACUUCUCUUCGUGGUUGUAUCUCUCAGCUAUAUGGUGUGGGUGACCAUCAGUUCGGACCCCCAGGCCGUCCACACUCGCCAGUCUGUGACGGCUGAGAUCCUCUUCCCCAUCUACGCUUGUCUCGAUGCCCUAACCCUAUGCGUGUGUAGCUACGAGAUGAGUAGCACUGUUAAACGACUGUGGCGCCGGUGGCGUGCCACCAAUAGUUGCCUCAUCGUAUUGGACAAACCGGUUAAAAGGAGGAGGAGAGAUAACGUCGUUUCCGUUGUGCUUCCCGCGCAAGGUUCAAACCAACCAAGCAGCUCGAUAGAUGCCACCGCUACUGAAGAAAGCCUUGCUGAAUGCACCACAGAACAUGCGGAAGAUAACACGGACGAUGUCCAUGAUGGUGCAGACAGUUCUUCUACCAAGUUGCUCAUCUCUAGUCACGUGAGAAGUGGCCCCCGUCAGACUGCUCCUGAUGAAUGUUCAGUGACAUUAUCGAUUGCAAAUCAUGAUCCUUUGACCUCCUGUUCAAACUUGGCAAUCGCUGAGGACGAUUUCAUGUGCGAUAAGAUGUAUGUAGAACAUUUAAAUACAGAGACAAUGGUCUAA